This is a messenger RNA of Malassezia sympodialis ATCC 42132, 906 nucleotides long. RefSeq lists its product as uncharacterized. The record is from RefSeq and is a predicted model, not a curated record. Lineage: Eukaryota; Fungi; Basidiomycota; Malasseziomycetes; Malasseziales; Malasseziaceae. Gene Ontology annotation, molecular function: glutamate-tRNA ligase activity; zinc ion binding; ATP binding. The transcript has 3 exons. Gene Ontology annotation, biological process: glutamyl-tRNA aminoacylation. Gene Ontology annotation, cellular component: mitochondrion. Bases 1 to 906 code for a protein of 301 amino acids.
AUGUCGGGGUUAACAGAGGAUCCUAUCUUGAUGAAAAGCGACGGAUGGCCGACGUAUCACCUUGCCAGUGUAGUGGACGACACAGAGAUGCAUAUCUCGCAUGUGCUGCGAGGAGAAGAGUGGAUUCCUUCGAUGCCAAAGCACCUGGCUCUGUAUGAAGCUUUAGGUGUGCAGACACCACAAUUUGCGCAUUUGCCGCUUCUUAUUAAUGCUGAUGGGACUAAGCUUUCGAAGCGUUCUGGCGACGUGCGUGUAGAGGAUUACUGGAGACAGGGCUGGGAACCCGAAACUCUUGUUAAUCUUGUUGCAUUAACUGGAUACAGCCACCAAGAUGUGAAAAGUAUGGACCAAGAUGUCAAGUCUAUGGAACAACUGAUCGAGAACUUUGACCUUGGACGAAUAUCUCACUCUCGAGCAACGCUACCUCUCGGAAAGCUCGGAUUCCUUAAUCGAAAGCAUCUCCAUGCUAAAUUAGAGCAAGCAAGAAAAGAUGCGACAAUGAAAUCUUCAAUAUUAAGUCGUUUGCGCACAGCUCUGGACAGAGAUUUGGGAUCUAGUAGCGUGAGCAAGUUCAGUGAUGAAUACAUUUUGCGUGUGGCUAAUCUCGGCCAACAGCGCGUGGACACGUUGGAUGAUAUUCCUAGGGAAAUGUCUUACUUGUUCCGGGAGCCACAAUGGGACUCAGAGAACUGUCGAAAAUUCCGUGGGAGCGUUUCGACUGAGUCUUUUAGGCAUAUAUUAAAUUCAGUGCAACAAUUUUUUUCCCGAACGAAGGAUGUACAAAGAGAAUGGCCUUCCUGGAUGGAGGGGCAAGCGAAACAAGUAAACGGGGGCAAAGCCGUUGUCCAGAAAAGUGUGAACGUAUGGGGCCUCCCGUCGCUGAAAUUGCUCACCUACUGGGUUUAG